AUUACUGACUACAACGUCAUAGAAGAAGACGCAGUGUUGCCGCAGAAGAAGAAAUAGCUACUGCCAUGUAAUGUUAACAUGACCAAGGUUAUUAAGUUGAUACCGGACCAAGACACGAACAUCUUAUGAAGAAAACAUCCAUAUAAUUUUGGUAGAGAUGAGCGUCCACUGCGUCCUGACGUCCGCUGGCCGGUGCUUCUCUUUAUCGUGUCCGACCGCUGGACUCCUACGCUACCUCCAACCGGUUCAAAGCUCCAUGACAAGAAGAAAGAUGUCCUCCAAAAGACAAAUGGACCAUCUAGAGAGGACGGCACACAACCAAAGACAAAGUGCUCUCUAUCCUGCUCAAGUGUGUGGCAUCAUGAACGAGUCCGAGACGGUAAAACGUCUCAGGAUAACCGUCCAUCCGGACUUUAACUUCAAGGCGGGACAAUGGGUGGAUUUGUUCAUCCCCGGAGUGGAGAAGGUGGGAGGUUUCUCCAUGUGCUCCAGCCCAGGCCUGCUGCAGAGGGAGGGGGUGGUGGAGUUGGCGGUCAAAUACUCCAAACACCCGCCAGCAGAGUGGGUUCACACCGCGUGUACUCUUGGCUCUCAGGUGGCAAUGCGUGUGGGUGGUGACUUCUACUUUGACCCCUCACCUUCAGACCCCGCCGUGAAUCUUCUCCUGGUUGCCGGCGGUGUAGGCAUCAACCCCCUAUACUCUAUUUUGUCGCAUACGGCGGAUUUGCUGGAACUCAGCCGAGCCCCUGAUGGGCGGGUAUACAACAUCGCCUCAGCACACCUCUGCUACAGCGCCAAGACCACGCAGGAGCUUCUCUUCAAGAAUUCCAUCCUGCAGGUGUGCAGGGACUUUCCUGACAAGUUGUCAUGUGACUUCCACGUAACCCAGCAGAGCACCGAUGUUGGGCUACAUCUCCAGUCGCUUGUGAACCGGCGAAGAAUCACAGAGGAGGAGCUGCGAACUCAUGUGGACCCGCAGAGGACUUUGUGUUACCUAUGUGGACCUCCACCCAUGAUUGAGGCCAUUUCCAAAACCCUAAUGGACCUGGGAUUGCCUCAGGACAGAAUUGUCUUUGAGAAGUGGUGGUAGCUGCUACUACAACUCCCACAAUUCCUCUGGGUCAUUCACCAGGAUCUUGCGCCUUUUUUUGUGCGGUGAGUGGAAAAAUGCUUACAAAUUCCAUGUGUGUGGACUUGGGAGCAGGAUCCCCAUUGAAUUCAUUUGGACUUUAAAGAGUACAUUUUUAACAACACAUCUGAUAUUUAUUGGCUCAGAACAAGAGCAACCUUUGUGGUUUUAGAAGAAUGUAGCAUGAUGCAACACUUAACGCCAAGUUACCAUUUCCAUCGACUAGUUUUUACACUUGAGUGACUCUCGAGUAGCAAAAUAAUCUGCCAAUUACAAAUGUUGAAUUUAUUUACAGUUGCUUUAGCUACAUUUUACACCCUGAAUUAGUGCAGUACAAAUUGGCUAAUUUUCUGUGUUUUGACUCCUAAGCAGUAUUAUUACAUGGCUGAAUGAAAAAGCAACAGCGUACUGUAAUCGAGCCUCCAGGUGGCCUCUGAUUGGUCGGCAUCCUUUAAAAAAAAAAAAUCCCGUGGAGACGGUCGCGAGCUUCUCGUGGGCGUCUCUCAGCGGGGGUGCCAUUGUCGAUUCAUUUGAGUUGUUUCCAUGAGGGGAAAUGUUCUACGCUGUAAUGUGAUGAUCGCAGGAAAUAAAUGAGAUUGAAGAAGCUGCAUGAAAUGCUUAAAUUUACCUCUGUUUUUAUGUAAAUACAGGCGACAUAACUCAUUAGUGAAGGAAAUAAAUAGCACUGUACACGUUUUCUUAUUUUACAAUUUAC
Messenger RNA from Doryrhamphus excisus (bluestripe pipefish), 1844 nucleotides. RefSeq names its product oxidoreductase NAD-binding domain containing 1 (gene oxnad1). Gene Ontology annotation, molecular function: oxidoreductase activity. Gene Ontology annotation, cellular component: mitochondrion. The record is from RefSeq and is a predicted model, not a curated record. Lineage: Eukaryota; Metazoa; Chordata; Actinopteri; Syngnathiformes; Syngnathidae.